Messenger RNA from Aspergillus sclerotioniger CBS 115572, 768 nucleotides. RefSeq lists its product as uncharacterized. The transcript has a single exon. The record is from RefSeq and is a predicted model, not a curated record. The coding region runs from base 197 to 472 and encodes 91 amino acids. Lineage: Eukaryota; Fungi; Ascomycota; Eurotiomycetes; Eurotiales; Aspergillaceae.
CGUAAUUCCUUGGGCCAGGAUCAAUUAUCCACCGCACAGUGGAUCCAAAUCUAGACUGUUGACCCGAUGCGAUUACUAUUAUCUCAGACUUUGGUGGCCGGACGGGAAUUCUGCAGGUUUUGACCAUGGCCUGUUAGCAGUGAGCACAAGUUGAGGUAGCUGUGGGCAAGAAGCUCUCUCUACCAUUGAAUCAUUGAUGUCGCCAAGUAAAUGUGGUCUUACAGGGGAUUAUUAUCUCGUCUACUACUCCGUAUCUACAAAUUGGCAUCCGUCGUGUUUUGAGGGAUACACUACCCUCACUUGCCUUCUCACCUCUUUCGCGCCCCGUAUAAGAUGGCAGAUCAGCGGCGGCAGGCUCCAGUGGGCACCAAUGUCUGUCUCCGUCAGCUUGCACUCGGGUCCGUACUGGAUACGCGGCAAUUUGCUCUGGAGAAGUGGAAACUAUGGCUACCUAAUAAUCACUAACCAGUAAUCACACAGUAACUUUAGCCUUCCGAGGUUUGCCCAUGGUAUGGACUGGACCGGGCGCCUGGGUGAAUGGGGCUCGGUCUCGGGGCCUCGGGGGACCAAGGAGAAAUCAAUGGCGAGACUCUUUCGGGAGUUAAGCGAGAGAGAGGACGGCACGAAGAAUUGAGAGGCUCAAGGAGAAUAGCUAGGCACCGCGGUUAGGGGAAGCCUGGAGAAUGAUGAACCUGGCAAUUUCACGAGCAGUUUCAUGAUGAUUACUUCCGAGAAGGGGGGACAAAUCCAACAAGGUCGGCCGGCGCC